AUGUCGUCUAAACUCGAACGACCAUCAUCACUUCAUGAUUUAAUUGAUGAUAUUAUUGAACCAUCAUCAUCAUCAUCAUUAUCUAAUCCAAUAUCUUCACUUUUAAGAAAUAGUUCAAAAACAUUACAAAAUCGAAAUUAUUCAAGUUAUUCAAGUAUACCAUCAUUAUAUGAUAGAUCAAAAUUUGAACAAACAAAUAAUUCAUUAUUAACAUUAACAAAUGAACUUCGUGAUCGUGCUCAUAUAACAUUACCACGUUCAAAUUCAUCAAUAAUUACGAUGAAUAAUGAUGAUCGACGUAAAGAAAUUGAUCUUAUUAUAAAACAUUUAAAUGAUGGAAAAUUAUUAACACCGAUUAAUGAUGAUCAUGCUGUAUCGGAUGUUUCAGAUCCAUCAAUGCAUAUUUUAAGUAAAGGACCAAUAACAACAACAACAACACCAAUAGUCAAAAAUGAUGAGGAAAACAAUAAUAAUGUUAGAAAUAUUGAUUUCCUACCACUUGAUAGUGAUACUUCAACACUUCAACGAGAAUUACAAGAAAAAGAACUUGAUAUAAUUCAUUUACAUAAAGAAAUUCAAGAAUUACAACUUGAAAAUAAAUUAAUUAAAGCAAAAUCACCAACUGUUUAUUCAAAUGGUUAUGCAAGUAAUAAUAGUGAAACAGAAGCACUUCGUCGUGAAAAAGAUGUUUUACAAAAUGAAUUGCAUACAUCACAAGAAUUAGUUACAAAAUUUCAACAACAACAAUAUCAAAAUGUCAUCACUGGUCGUUCGAAUAAUAUCAAUGAAAUCCCUUUACAACAAAAAGAGGCAUUUGAAAAAAAAUUAAGUUCGUAUUUGUUGUUAUUUUAUUGUAUAAAAAUUCAUCUGUUUAAAGAAUUUUAUGAAAAACAAAUGCGUACAUUGACAGAUGAAAAUGAGAAAUUAAAACAAACUUUGCAUCAAACUGAACGAAUCAUUGCACAAUAUAAACGAGACAAUGAAGAACUACAACAAAAAGUAACUGAAGCUAAAAAACGUAAUGAUGAAUUAUUUUUUCAAGAAUUUAAUUCAUUUCGAAAUGAUUUAAAAAUGCUUAAACAACGAAAUAAGGAAUUAUUUGAACAAAAUCUUUAUCGUUAUAUUUCACCAAUCAGACCAUUGAAAAUGACACAAAUUAGUCAGAUUUUAAGAAUUUUUAUAUUAAUUUUACUUUGUAUUAUCAAAUCAACUCAUCAAACUGUUUAUUCAUGUAAUGCAAGUGCAUCAUGUGGUUGUUCAAGAAAUUCUGCAAUAGUAAGUCGUAUUGUUGGUGGAGAAUCUGCUAGUUCAGCUACAUGGGGUUCGGCUGUCUCGAUUUCUAUUGCUGGUAGAUAUCUUUGUGGUGGAUCAAUCAUAUCAAUUUCAUGGGUUAUCACAGCAGCACAUUGCGCAGAAGAUUUCAUAGCAUCCCAAUUUAUUAUCUAUGCUGGAUCAAAUACUCGAUUUUCUGGUACUCAAACUCGAACUGUAUCAAAUGUUAUUGUCCAUUCGCAAUAUAACUCAAUAACAUAUGAGAAUGAUAUUGCUUUGUUGCAUCUGUCCUCUCCGUUGACCAUGAGUGAUCCUUAUGUGAGUUUGAUUUGUUUACCAUCAAUUAGUCAGGCAAUACUAUCUGCUGGUGAAUGGCCAUCAGCUGGAACAAAUGUUGUAGCUGUUGGAUGGGGUACAUUAUGGGAAGGUGGUUCUGUAUCAUCAACACUUCAGCAAGUUACUUUGCAAACAGUAGAUUAUCGAGCAUCGACUUGCAAUGAAACAAUGCACAAUAGAUACGUUCAGUUGUGUGCUGGUGUAUCAGGUGGUGGCAAAGGUAUAUUAGUUUAA
This is a messenger RNA of Rotaria sp. Silwood2, 1842 nucleotides long. NCBI's taxonomy places the organism in Eukaryota, Metazoa, Rotifera, Eurotatoria, Philodinida, Philodinidae. The record is from the annotation of a GenBank genome assembly.